AUGAGCAGCAUCAGCAGAACCACAAUGGAAGAAGGGGAUUCAGUGCCUGUGGUCCUACCUGGGUUUAGAUUCUAUCCCACUGAAGAGGUGCUGGUGGGCUACUACUUGAAGAAGAAGAUAGAGGGCAAGGACUCUAACUUCAGCCACAUCAUCCCUGAAAUCGAUGUCUGCAAGCACGAGCCUUGUGAUGUUCCUGCGUUCUUUGAAGAGCCAGACUUUCCUGAUCAUGAGAUGGAAUGGUUCUUCUUCAGCCAACCUGAUUAUAAGUACACCAAUAGCACUCGCUGUAACAGGGCCACAGAUCAGGGCUUUUAUAAAAUCACAGGCAAGGUUCGUGAGAUCAAGGCUCGACGAUCCAAAGCUGUGAUUGGUAAGAAGAGGACCUUGACUUUCUACGAAGGUCGUGUGCCGAAAGCCAAGAAGACCAACUGGAUCAUGCAUGAGUAUUAUCUCACCAACACUGAACUGGCCCAACUUGGUCCUAAUCCUAAUCAGCAGAAGGACUUUGUUCUCUGCCGCCUGAAGAAUAAGUCAGCUAAUUAUAAGAAGGUGAAGGCUGAUUCUGGUUCUGGUUCUGGUGGCUGCAUUGCCUCUAAUUCUGAAGAGGAUCAAGCUGCCGCAGCCGAUAUGAUUUCAGAGCCAUUAGAACAUCUGGCAUCCCAAGAGGUAGGGGAUAUUCUGAAUGGUAAUGGUGAUCAUGAUGAAUGCACCGAGUCUCCAAAUGGUACUGGUCUGAGAGACAACAAUGAUACUUCAACCUGUGAUGAUGAUGAAAUUGAUACCUGGAUUUUCUAUGAUUUUGAUAAUCAAGCUGCAUGUGAUCUGUUUCAAGAGUAUUGUGCUGAGCCAGGAGAAAAUCUGGAUUCACUCCUUCCUCCACCACAGCCACCUCAGCCACCUCUGCCACAGGAUUACUGCUCCUCCACACAGCAGUCACCAUUAUACACAAAUCAGGGAAAUGUUCCCUAUGUCUAUGAUGGUGACUGCAAUAGGCAGCAAUCUCCGAUUGGGGAUAGGAAUUCUUAUCUUACACAUAAGAAUAAUAUGUCAAUGAAUAAUCAAAUUGAACCAGUGAGCAACAUUACUUAUGGUGUUCAAAAUCGAGCUACAGGUGAAAGUAAUUCAGAGGUUUAUAAUAAUUCAACCAAUGAUUUCAAGGAACCAGUUAGCAACAUCACUUGUAACUUUAAUAAUGGUGCUCCAAAUGAAAGGAUUUCAAAGGCUUGUUCUCAGCCAAAAGAAAAUCUGGGAUCAUGUUUUGAUCCGUUUCAGCUACAGGAUUUCACACUGCUGUCACCAAUGAACUCGGAACUGGGAGAUUUUGAGCAUGACAAUAAACUAUAUUGGCAUGCAAUGAGAAUAUUAUCCUGUGAAGAAACACCAAACACUAUUUUCAGUGACCCUAAUCUACCGGAGUUGUGGGGAAAUAGCACUAGUGAAGUGAACUUGUUGGUCACCGGAAAGUGGCAACUUUUGAAAUGCCAUCUGGAACUCUAUUCUCCUCCGGCGAGUCCAGACAAAAUAAUUUGGAGACCAUGCCACACCAUUCCCCAAUAUCAACCAACAUCUGUUCAUGGGAGGUGCUGUGAGAAGAAUCCGACUGCAAAGCUGUAUCACAAGACAAGCUGCAGAGUAUUGCAUUGCUCUCCAUCUGAAAACCAAGUCCUGAAAGCAUACGGUUUGAAGCAAACAUCAACAGGGUUCUUUCAAGUUUGGAAGCAUCUCCUCGAAACCAUUAAUCAAGUCCCCAGUGGGACAUGGUAUAAUAUCUCGGUACCAAGUUCUAGCUCUAGCCUUAUACUCGGGCUCUCGUUCCGCUUUCUAUUGUUCUGGAAGUGGUAUUAUACAGGAUCUGCUGCUGCAUGGCUGCUGGAAUCUCAAUAUAUGUUACAAUAA
Molecule: messenger RNA, 1896 nt
Organism: Prunus armeniaca (apricot)
Lineage: Eukaryota; Viridiplantae; Streptophyta; Magnoliopsida; Rosales; Rosaceae
Source: the annotation of a GenBank genome assembly